This is a messenger RNA of Mucor velutinosus, 2799 nucleotides long. RefSeq names its product ubiquitinyl hydrolase 1. NCBI's taxonomy places the organism in Eukaryota, Fungi, Mucoromycota, Mucoromycetes, Mucorales, Mucoraceae. The record is from RefSeq and is a predicted model, not a curated record. Gene Ontology annotation, molecular function: 5-diphosphoinositol pentakisphosphate 1-kinase activity; inositol hexakisphosphate kinase activity; diphosphoinositol pentakisphosphate kinase activity. The transcript is spliced from 10 exons. Gene Ontology annotation, biological process: inositol phosphate biosynthetic process; inositol metabolic process. Gene Ontology annotation, cellular component: cytosol. The coding region runs from base 1 to 2799 and encodes 932 amino acids.
AUGCCUUCAACUGUAUUAAACCUACCAACUUUAUCAAGAAGCGCCUCUACUGGAAAAGCCCAAUAUGUUAUCGGUAUUUGUGCCAUGGAUAAAAAGGCUAGGUCAAAGCCUAUGCGAUAUAUUUUAGACAGAAUGCUGGCGUACGGAGAUUUUGAAGUAGUGAUUUUCGGUGACAAGACAAUUAUUGAUGAAGAGGUCGAGAAUUGGCCUGGCUGCGAUUUCCUGUUGUGCUUCUUCUCGGCGGGAUUUCCACUUGACAAAGCUAUCGAGUAUGUGAAACUUCGUAAGCCAUUUACUGUGAAUGAUGUGUGUAUGCAAUCAUUGUUAUGGGACCGUCGUAUUGUCCUGGCUGUAUUAGAUGCUGUUGGUGUGCCCACUCCACCUCGUCUUGUGAUAUCGCGUGAUGGAGGAGCCAAAGUAGAUCCUGAAGCAGCACGUGCCUUUCAUCAAGUCUCUGGUAUGGAUAUUCAUCGCAUAAUGGGAAAAUACACAAAAAACACAAAACAUGUCCAUAUUUCUCAAGAUGGAAUUGAAGUGGAUGGUGCAUUUCUUCCCAAAACCUUUUUGGAAAAACCUGUAGACAGCGAAAAUCACAACAUCAAUAUUUAUUACGACAAAGAGCGUGGAGGAGGAGGAAGACGUUUGUUUAGGAAGAUUGGUAACAAAUCAAGCGAAUUUGACCCCAAUUUGAAUAUUCCAGCUGAAGAGGAUUCUUGGAUUUACGAGUCAAUGAUGGUCACCGAGAAUAGCGAAGAUGUCAAAGUCUACACUGUUGGCGCAACCUACGUCCAUGCUGAAACCAGAAAAUCACCAACUGUAGACGGAUUAGUCAAGCGCAACACCGAAGGAAAAGAGAUCAGAUAUGUGACCGAGUUGACCGCAGAAGAAAAGCAAAUUGCUGCCAAAGUGUCAAAGGCUUUUGGACAAAUGAUUUGCGGAUUAGAUCUACUUAGAGUCAAAGGAAAGUCCUAUGUGAUUGAUGUCAAUGGUUGGAGCUUUGUAAAGGGAAAUGAUCACUACUAUGACCAAUGCGCCAAAUUGUUGAGCGAGGCUUUUCUUCGCUCUGUUCAAAGGCGACCAUCAACCACGAUUCACGAUAUUCCUCGAGAAAUUCUUCCUGAAAAUUCGUGGAGACUUAAAGGUUAUGCUGCUGUAUUCCGUCAUGGUGACCGCACGCCCAAAAACAAACAUAAAAUCUCACUCGUCGCACAGCCUUUCAUUGAUCUCUUGGAAGGAAGCACACAGGAAGUCGUUUUCCGUCAGAAACAUCAACUACAGUUGGUCACUAACGCCAUUAACCAAUGUUUGGAGCAAAACUUGGAAGAGGAGAGCAAACUGAUGGCAUUAAAGGAGAUUUUGGAAAAGAAGAGCGAAUUACCAGGCACCAAGGUGCAAGUAAAGCCAAUUUUCGACAAAGAAUCCAAUCUGCUUCGAAAGUUGCAAGUCAAUGUUAAAUGGGGGGGUGAAUUUACACACGCUGGGCUACAUCAAUCUCGAGAUUUGGGCGAGAAUCUUCGAAAAGACAUGAAAAUUCUUAACAAACAUGUUACAGACGACAUCAAGAUCUGGAGUAGUUCAGAGCGUAGAGUUCGUGCAACAGCUGAUGUGUUUACUCGUUAUUUUCUCGGAAGACCAGAGUCAAUUGAUGGCGUUAUUUCUGAGAGCAAAUACUUGCUUGACGAUAGCAAUGCUGCCAAGGAACAAAUGGAUGCAGUCAAAAAGCAGCUCAAGUCAUUGCUUCGUCCUGGAUAUGAAAUUCCCACUAUUCUGCUCGCUCAAUGUGGCUGGCCAGCCAACAUGGCGCAACCUCAUAUUAUUUUGCAAGAAGUGUCUACCAUCAUGGGCCGUCUGCGAACUGUCAUGCGGCUGAAUUGGGCAUCUAAAGAUGUAGACGAAUUGCAACGCCGUUGGUGCUGCUUUGAAUCACCUAAUCUGUUCAAGGAACGAUGGGAAAAAAUGUUCAACACUUUUUGCGUUAACCAAGUCAAUGAUAGUAGCGAUUCUGAUGUGAAAAAAGAGUCCUCAUGCCCUGAUCCUUCUGGUAUCCCCGAAUUGUACGACUCUCUCAAGUAUGAUGCGUUGCAUAAUCGCCAAUUUUUAGAAGCUAUUUUCAGUGAUCCAGAGACAUCCCGAGUGGCUACACCUACCGAGGACCACGGCAGCACCAGCUCAGAUACUAGCUACAGAUCUUCCACAGAGACGUCAGAAGUAAUCAGCGAUGAUCUUCGUAAUUUGUAUGCUUAUGUCCGAGUACUUUUCAAUUUUGUGGCCCCUCAAGAAUACGGCAUCAGCGAAAAAGAGAAAAAGACCAUUGGCAUGCUGAUUGGGCUACCUCUACUCAAGAGCAUUUUGCACGAUAUGGAAGAUUUCAAGACAUCUGAGAAGCCAAAAACAAGGCUUUAUUUUACUAAAGAAUCACAUGUACAUGCACUUCUCAAUCUAGUAUAUCUCUCUGGUUUACCAACCAAAUUUCCACGCCCCAUUCUACCUGAAUUAGAUUUCUUGACUCAAAUUACAUUCGAGUUGUACGAAAGAAACAGACACAACGGAUCAGAAAAAGAAUAUUCGCUUCGCAUUGCUUUUAGUCCUGGCGCACAUUAUGAUUCCGUACUUGAUCUGCGCAUGGAUGCUGAACAUUGUUUGAAAGUGGCACCGAGAAAAAAUUUGAUCCCUCAUUUGUCAUUAGACGAAGUCUUACAGUAUUACAAAACUGCGUAUCUUAGAAUCCCUGAAUUAGCAGCUAUAGAAAGACAAAUCGACGAAAGAAAACUAUAUUACGCUCAAGAAGACAACCAGUAA